Messenger RNA from Daphnia carinata, 13489 nucleotides. Its product is annotated as dystrophin, isoforms A/C/F/G/H-like. Lineage: Eukaryota; Metazoa; Arthropoda; Branchiopoda; Diplostraca; Daphniidae. Gene Ontology annotation, molecular function: protein binding; zinc ion binding. Gene Ontology annotation, cellular component: plasma membrane. The transcript has 63 exons. The record is from RefSeq and is a predicted model, not a curated record. The coding region runs from base 348 to 13055 and encodes 4235 amino acids. Gene Ontology annotation, biological process: synaptic signaling.
GCUUGCGACCUAGUAGGGGAAAUACGUAAGCAGCGAAAAAAGAAAAAAAAAAAGGCCAACCGCCUUACGACGCACGCGCGAUAACAGACCGAACAAGAGUUCGGUCAGAGUGGUCUUGUGUCUAGUGCACCGGACGGACGUGAUAUUAUAGUUAUCUAGUGAAGCCUAUAGUUCGAAUUUUCAAGCAAAAGAAAAAAAAAAUCACAUUUUUUUUUUACUUCUUUUAUCAUUACUUUCAUUGUGCACAACAAGAAAAUGAAGAAUUCGGAUUAAGAGAAAAAAAAAGGAUUUUUUUUUUGGAGGAUAGUUUGAUUGGUGUUCAAGGGUGUGAUACAGCCGAUUUCGUCAUGGAUAAGGGACCAAAACCGCCUGGAUGUCAACUGUACGACCAACACCUCUUCGAUAUUCAAUACGAGCGGGAAGACGUCCAAAAGAAAACUUUUGGCAAGUGGAUCAAUUCACAGUUAAUAAAAAUCAAUUUUUCUUUGGUGACGGACUUGUUUUACGAUCUCCGUGAUGGAACGCGAUUACUCGCCCUACUGAGCGUGUUGACUGGUCGCACUUACAAACCGGAAAAGGGGCACAUGAGAGUCCACCAUUUAAACAAUGUCAGCUCUGCGUUUCGACUCUUAGACAAACACAGCGUGAAGUUGGUCAACAUCAGCUCCAACGAUAUCGUAGACGGCAAUCCAAAAUUAACCUUAGGACUGGUUUGGAGUAUUAUUCUUCACUGGCAGGUACAAGACGUCUUGAAAGGAAGCAUGGCCGAGCUACAGCAAUCGAGUUUGGAAAAGACCUUGCUGAGCUGGUGUCAGGAAGCUACUAAGGAUUACGCUGAGGUCGGCGUUACCAACUUUACAACUUCGUGGUCAGACGGGUUAGCCUUUACUGCCUUAAUCCACCGAUUCCGUCCAGAUUUGUUUGAUUAUGAAAUAGUCAGCCGAAAGCCGGCAAAUGCACGCCUUGAAUACGCUUUUCGUAUGGCCAAUAAGCAUUUAGGAAUAGCACGGUUGUUAGAUCCAGAAGAUGUAAAUACAUCAAAUCCCGACAAGAAGUCAAUAAUGAUGUAUGUUAUGUGCCUCUAUCAAGCCUUACCUCAUGCCAAAGUCCCACUAGUUCCAUCUAAUGACAGCAAUUCGGCAGAUACAACGACAGGAUCUUCCGGGGCUUCUGCGACAAGUUUGAAAAGCAACGAACCCGUGGAUUUCACUGCCUAUCAAACUUUGAUGGAAGAAGUAUUGGUGUGGCUUUUGGCUGCAGAAGAUCAUUUAGAUUCGGCAUCAACCAUUUUAGGCGAUUUGCAAAGUGUCAAGGAGCAAUUUCACAAACAUGAAGAAUUUUUACUUGAGCUAACGUCGCAACAAGGAAGUGUAGGGGCAGUGUUACAUGAAGGAGCACGCUUAGUGAAGGAAGGUGAGCUAAGCAACGAAGAAGCCGAUGAAAUUCACAUUCAAAUGCGGUUACUGAAUUCACGAUGGGAUCAGUUAAGGACAAAGUCAAUGGAUCGACAGGCGCGCAUUCACGAAACCCUGACAAAGCUCCAACAAGAACAAUUGGAAAGGUUGCGACACUGGUUGACCGCGACAGAGGAUCGCAUUUCUCAGUUGGCAGCCGUUUCGCAGCCAGAAAGUCUGACGGCAGCUGAUCAAAUACUUCAAAAUCAUCAGACACUUCAGCGAGACUUGGAAGCGCAACAAGAGCAUGUUAAUGCCUUGUCCAACAUGGUCGUUAUAGUUGACGAGUCUGCCAGUGAUAAUUGCGCACAGAUGGAAGAUCAACUUUCGGCCUUAGGGGAAAGGUGGAGUCAUGUAUGCAGGUGGGCUGAACAAAGGGCAUCGGCUCUUCAGCAAUUGUCAAACCAUUGGGAGCAGUUGACUGCAGAUUUAACACGUCUCAAAUGCUGGCUGGCUUCGCACGAGCAUUCACUGAGGCUCAUUGAAACAAAUCCUAGUACCGAUCGAAGCCAAAUGAUUGAUGUUGCACGUCAGCUUCAGUUAUUGGAACGUGAUAUGGAGCCUCAUGUUCAGCGCCUGAGCCAAUUACAAGAGAACAUUCUGAGGCUUCCUACGUUGAUACAUGCCGUUACUGUCAAGGAAAACAGCAAAAAGAGUCAACCGGUUGGGAAUUUCAAGUGUGUCGAUCGUCUGUUGUCUGACGUCGAAAACUUUGAAGAUAGAAUGGAAGCGCUUAACGAAAUUAUGGAAGCGCAAAGACAAAGACUGGCCAAGAGCGGUUUGGAUUUGACCAUGGUUGUUCUACCACCUGACAUUACCACUUCUUUAACAGCUUUUGGAAGUAAUGACGCGAUAAACAGCACUGUGAGAUCCGACGAGGAGGCCACAUCGAUCAAGAAGCGCAAGUUAGAUAGCGACAGACAUUUAUCAUUCGAAGCAGCUAUUCACGCAGCAAAGCAGCAUUUAACAAAAAUGGAAAUUCUACUCGAAGAGGAUUCGAACUCAGAUGACCUUACGAAGCGACAUGUCGAGAAUAAAACCUUACUAGAUCAAGCACUCAAAUCGGGUCACAUUCUUCUCGAUGAAUUACAAAACGAAGCCAGUGAAAGUUUUGCUGUGGAAGACACGAUGAGUUCUAUAACCGAGCGGUGGCUUCUUGUCGAGGAGUUGCUGACCCAGAAGGGCGCCAACCAACAAGACGUUGAGCGGUUACUAAGGGCCAAGCACUGUGAAAUGGAAAUUGACAAUACUCUCAGCACCGUGAACAAGCUUAGUAACGUGGAAGAGCGGAAUGAAGAAACGUUAUCUAAGUUUCAAGCAAUGCUUCAAAUGGUUACCGAUCAGAUAAAUAAUCUCACAUCACCUGGCAGUGAAAGUUGUGAGAAACUAGAAAAUGCUGUGGAAUCAUUAAAAUGCAAAAUUUGUAAUUUGGAAUCGAGGAUAUCCGAAUUUGAAAAAGAUGUUACAUUGUAUAGACAGCUCAAGGAUGAAAGUCAAAGCCUGGACAAGUGGAUGGCUGAAGUUAACAAUUUUCUUACUGCUGAAGAUGUGGCAUGGGGAGAUGUCGAGGUCCUCGAGGCCCAGCUUGAACAGUCUAACGCUUUGCAAGAUGAUGUAAAGACCUUAGAGCCUAGUGUUGCAAACAUCAAGCACGUCAUAACGUUAUUGGCCCCUAAAGUGGACGAAAAUUUGCUGGCUGAAAUGAACGAAAUCAACGAGAGGCUUGCAACUACAUGGAUAACCGUUAUUGCGGGCGCAUUGCAAAAGAACGGCGUUUUGACUAGCGCUUUGAGCUUAACGCGGCAGACGGUGGACGGCAUCGAAUCAACUAAUACUUGGUUAAAUGAGCUGGAACUCGAAAUUCCACCACCCGCCGUGAUCAACUCGACGUCUGAGUUGUCACAGACGCUUCGAAAGCUGAACGCCUUGAAAAAUCGCGUCGAUUUGAAAACAAACGAGUACAAGAGCUUCAUUGAAGCAGGGAAUGCGGUUGUGGCCCAUCCUCAUGUUGGUGAAGAAUUGAAGGAUAAUAUCCGACUGCUCAGUCAAAGAUGGAACGAUGUUUCUGGCGGCAUUCUAGAACGUCAACGAGCAUUAAAAGCUGCCUCUCAUCAUUAUGGAGAAUUUAAAGUAUUGACUGCACAAGAGUGCGAUUGGCAAGAUAAGCUGGAAAAGAAAUUGAUGCGUUCCACAACAUUGGCAGCAGAUGCGGAAGAGAUAUCGGAGGAGCUGGAUGAUUUGGAAAACUACAUGAAGAAUCGCCCCAAAGCCCGUAUAUUGCGAAUCGAAUCGAUGGGCAGUGAACUGGUCUCCCUGAACAUAAUGACCGAGUCGGUCGGAUCGGAAGUCAAAUCGUUAACUGAUCGCUGGGCCGUCCUCGAAGAAAAGGCCAAAGCGAAAGCCGAGUGGCUGGAAAAACGCGUUCGUGGGGCUCAGCAGUGCGAGCAACGGUUGGUCCAACUGCAUAGCGCCAUCAGCUCGAUCGAUGCCGAGCUCUGCUCAUCCUUGGAGCAUGAUCUCUAUGGUGACGAACUACCUGAACUAAGCCAGCGACUCAGCCAAGAUAUCGCACAGCAAGAGGCCCUCCUUUCUGAAAUUCGCCAUGAAGAGGAAGACUACCAAGCAGAGGGGAGGAAAGAAGCUGCUAAUCGUCUUCACGAACAGCUCUCUUUCAUUGAGGCUACGCUGCAAGACGUCAGGAAUAAGUUUCGAAAGUUCCAAAAUCCAUCUGAGUUGGAACCGCGGCUAGAGCGUAUGCUACGGGUCUUAAGAGACCUGGAGCAAAGCAUGUGUUACAUUGAACUCGCUUCAGAUGACUGUGAGGCCAUCGAGGGACAACUAAACAACUGCAUUCGCUUUUAUGCAAGUCUAAGCGAUAUCAAAACCGAGGUUGAAGCAGUGUUGCGUGAGGGCCGCCAACAAGUCGAAGAGGAGUUGGUGGAAGAUAAGCUCACUGUCAGUGCAGAGCUGGAUGCAAUGAAGGCGCUGUACAAUCGACUGGGAGAGCAAGUAGCUAUUGCCAGAGAGACAUUAGAAAAGGCUCUACAGCUGAGUUAUCAACUGAAUCUGGACAUCAAUGCUAUGACUGACUGGUUGAAUCAUCUAGUAUCCGAAAUUCAUAAGACGGAAGAUACCUUUGCCGACGACACAAAUACCGCAGACGAAAUUCCUUUCUACGAGAAAUGCCUUGACGAAAUGCUUAGCAAUCAGUUUAAAAUGGAUAGUAUUCGUGACAAUUUUGGAUUGUUCUGCGGACUUUGUGAUCCUACCUUACUUGAAACUUUGCGUGAACGAGUAGAAGACAUCACUCAAGAAUGGCAACGUAUCGAAGAGCGUCUCAAGAACAAAAUCAGCAAUCUCAAGGGUGAGCAUAACGACGAUCACAAUGAUAUCGAAGAUGAUGGGGAGCCGUCAUCUCCACAUUUGCCGCAACAGCAGCGCAAUGGCGACGUGCCCGUCCGUAUGUACCGCAGCGUAGUCCUGACAUCUGUUCGGCAGUUCACUGAUCCCGGAUCACCGACAAUGCAGAAAGCGAGUUUGGAACUUCCGGCUUCACCAACACUUGCCGAAGACAUGGACCCGAAAGAUCUUAGCAUCGAUGUUGAAAUGGAAGAAUCGGAUUCCGCUAAAGACGAAGAGAUGGAUGGUCCCGGUCAUGCGACGUUCGAUGACACGUUGGGAUACUUUAACGCAGCUUUCGAGGACUUUGAGGAGCAAGAAAGAGAGGCGUACAUGCAAGAACGUGUGUGUCCCAGUAGGAGCGGCCUGGAAGUCAUCCGAGGCAACGUUGUCGAUUUCAACGAAGAAGACGAAGAAAACAUUGAAUCCUCUCCAUCCCUAACGUCCGAUAGUUCCAGCGAAUCAUCUGACUCUGACAGCGUUAAAGAUGUACCAGUGGACAUAGAAACUACGGUUCCAGAAAAAUUGAAAAUCCUCCAAGUGGACGAUUCGUACGUCGUCGAAGUCAAGGCGGGCAAUUUACCCAGUCCGGAGAUACCAAGCAUGGAGGUAUUGAACUCUAGGCCCAUCACGCCGGAUGAUUUCCUCACGCCGGAAGAAGAAGCUUGGACCUACCCUCAAAUAACUGUUGAUUCUGAUCAACAGAUCGUUAACACCGUCACUACUCACGAAGAGGUGACGUUGCAAAAUCAGGUGUCAUUCGAACAAUUGGUGAUUGAACGUUUCAACUCACAACGGCUUACAGUCGCUUCGCAGGAUCGAUGCCAUUCGCCCGUGACUACGAGCACCCCUCCACCUACCCCGGCGCUGUGUGAAACGAACGCGUUCGACGAAACCUUUGCAAAUGAUUCAUCUAAAGUUGAUGGUUUGGAACGAUUGGAAGUUCGAGUGGAGGAGGAGGAGGACGACGACGACAAACAUGAAGUGUCGCCUCCCUUAGAGGUAUUACAAGUCGUUGAAGUUGAUGAUAAAGCUCCGGAUGUAGAGGAUGCGCAGCCUCCACUUGACGAAGCUGAAGGAAGAGUUGCCCGUGAAGUUGAACAACAAGCUGCAGCUGAUAAUGAUCAAGAAAUCCAAACAUUGAAAGCUCCUUGUACUCAAGUAGCAUUCCAUAGUUUAUCGUGCGACGUUGUCAAACCUGCAGUUAUCGAAGAAUUUCCUGUUGUCGACGUGCCAGUUGUUGAAGUUCUAGUUAUCGAAAAAGUCACAGUUAUCGAAGCCCCAGUGGCCGACGAAACUCUAGUUACCGCAAAAAUCCCAAUCAUCGAAAAUAUUCUAGUUGUCGAAGACGAUCAGCCUCAGGGAUCGUUUCCUAUUGAAAAUAAAGCAGAAAAAGAAAACAGCGAAAAUCCAGACGAUGGGAAACUGCUAAUUAUUGAAGAUGUUGUUGAAAUGAACGUCGCUGAAGUUGCAAAUGUAGAGGAUGCCCAGACGCAAGUAGCAGACGGCACCGUUGAGCUCAUGGUCGUUGAUGUUAGCAAAGAAGACAAGCCAUUUGAAGUUUUGGAAGAUUCUAAUGAGAUAGAACAUGACAUGAUCGUAGAAGAAAAUCAACUUUGCAUUUCGAAGAGACUUGAUGAUGAAGUUUUGGCAAGCUGUGGUUUGUCCCAGAGCAGUUCGUCUUCAUCAGAGAUGAAUGAUUUAGAAGGCGAAAAUGUCCCAGUUUUCAAAGAUUGCCAAUCACCGCAAUAUUCACCGUCAGCUGGGAAGAAGAUUAUUGAAACGAGCGUUCCAGUCACCAAAGGCGAUGAGACGUCGUUUGUCGAAGAACUUGCUAAUAGUCCGGCAUUGUCACGUACGACGUCGUCGUCUAGCAGCUGUUCUCCGUCGCAAAGCGAUGCCGAAGAAGACGGAAUUCCAGCCGUUAACGACCAACAGCUUCACGUUCUGCCUUCCAUUGAGGUUACAGUCCACCCAUUCGAUGAUGCAACUGCUGACGAUAAACAACCUCAGCAUUUCGAAGAAACUAUUGAGAUCGAUGAAGUUCGUGAAGAGGAAGCCAAAGUCCUAACGGAUGAGCAUUCCCCUAUUGCCGUGGCCUUGUCGCACACGGAUUCAUCGGUAAUCAGUUCUUUAUCGCGCGAUCACGUUCAGCAAGAAAUGCCCGACGUUGAAAGUCGUCCCACUUCGAAAGACCCUGUUGAUGUUUGUAGAGAGGCAAUCGAAUCAGAUGGCGCCGAGGUUACAGCAGUUUUGAUUGACGAUGAGAAGGAAGUGAUUGUUGUGAAUCGGCCACUCGAUCAACAUCUACCGCACGAAGCGGACCUAGUUUCGGUCAAGGCAGGAAGCGUCCAAUUGACUGGAGGCGAGGCGCGAGGAGAGGAUGCGAACGAUGCCACGCAGCGGGCGUUGUCGGUCACCAAUAUCAGACCGUCGCGUAAAGUCUCGCGUGACGAAGGCACUCAGACGGACUUUUGCGGUUACACGGGCCGCUUGCAUGUUUCCACUCCCGUCCAACCGGCAGAAAGCACGUCGAUAAUUCAAACGCAAACGAUCCCAUUGCAGGUGGAAGACAUGGAGACGGCCGACGCGCGAGAAGAAGAAGAAGAAGCAGAUCCGUCGCCGACGCUGCAGGAAAUCGAUGCCGAUUUGAAUCGCUUGGUGGCGUCGAUGGAAUCCGCCGAACAAGUGCGCCCCGAUGGCGAUGUCUUUGCAGCCGUGGCCGUCGUUUGCGAACCGAAAGGCAGCGAGGAUGUAGACAGCUUCUACGGCAGCGACAAAGAGGUGGAUAGUGAGGUGGUCUUUUCCCAUACCGACUCGUCAUCGAGCAGCUCUUCCUCGUCAGAGAGUGACGUUGAAGCGGAAACCACUCACAAGCAGGAAAUUGAAGUGCCUACUCCCAAAGACGUACAGGAAUUUCCACUAGACCGCGAAAUUGCCGAAUUCAAUGCGGAAGUGAAACUAAUGUCGCAAAGGAUUGAUGAAGUUAGUGCCAAGUUCUCGCCAUCGUCGCCUAUUGAUCUCGAGAGCGCCGAGAUGGAGCUGUCCCUACUGGAGCCGGACGUUGCGACGCUCAUCAGUCGCGGCGACAGCCUAGUGCUACAGGUGCAGAAGGUUGACCUGGAACGGGCGCUGCGCAUCAACACGACGACGGGUGAACUGCGUGUGGCCCGCACCGCACUCAAAGCCAGUAGCGAGGUGCGACGUCAGCGUCAGGUGGAACAGGAAUUGACUCUCAAGGACUGCCAAAAGAAGACGGAACAGCUGCAGCUCUGGCUGGCCAACAUUGCCCAGACCCUGGACCACGUGACUCGUAUCAACGAUCAAUCUCAACUUGAGUCGCUGGAAGAGGAGCUGAACCGGCGUCAGUGCGAUAUCCGCCAACUCACCGAAGCGGCUGGCAAGUUGAAAGAGCAGCAAGUCCUCGAAUACCAGGCGCUGAUCAGCUCGUUGACGAUACGCUGGCAGGAUCUACAGCGGCAAUUCGUCGACUUUCAGACGAAGGAAUCGUCGGCUUUGGCCUCCGCUGAGGAUCCGUCCGACGACAUCAUGGGCGGGCCGGAUUUCGUGACUCGCGUCAACAAACUACGCGAAGCCAUCGCUUCCGUUUCCCGUCAAAUGCACAGUCCGCCUCUCAACUUGAGGCACUACGAGCAGCUCAGCGGCCAGGAGGAUUCCGUCAAGAUCGUUAAAUCGGCGCUUUACACGCUCAAAGGCGAUGUCGAUACCUAUAACCGCGAAAAGGACGACGCCGUCGAAGCCGUCGAGGCCGUCCAGCAAAAGGAGCAGAUCCAGCGCGUCCUGGACAAAUUGAGAGAGGAAUGGACCCUACUGAACCGCACGUUCGCCGAGAAGCAAGCUCGAGUGCAUCAAUCGCAGACAACGUGGCGCAAUCUGCACGCCGACAUGAAGGACUUUGACGAUUGGCUAACCGGAGCAGAAGCCUCACUGGUUAACCUGCAAAGCGAAAGCCAUAAUCGAUCGGAAAGGAAGGAGAAAUUGAAAGAGCUCGAGUCACAAGUGACCGCCCGUCAUAAGGUGAUGAGCAACAUCACGUCGACGUGCCGCGAAGUCGCCGUUGAGUGCAGCACGGCCGACGCCGUCCUAUUGCGAGAGAAGCAAGACAUGCUGGGCAAAAGGUGGAGGUCACUCCUGUCCGGAUUGGCGGCUGUGCGCCAGCGGUUGACUUCGCUGGACGGAAGCCCGUUGCCCGUUGCAAAAUUGACUCCGUUAGUCAUGUCACCUGCAAGAAAAGAUGAGACGAACGAUUCGGAAUCGGACCUGUCAGUCCACGGAUCCAAAGAGACGCCACCGACGACGCCGAGCACAAUUGUCGCCAGUCUGGACAAGUCGAUCCUGCAGAUACGUGAUUGGCUCACUGUAUUGGAAACGAUGCUGAAACAGCAAGUGGCCAUAGUCGGAGAUAGCGACGACGUACUCCAGCUACUGGAGAAACAAAAGAAUGUCUUACGCGAACUGGAGCAAAAGAAACCACAGUUGGAUGAACUCGUCCAGACGGCUGAAAGUAUUAAGGAUGGAGGACCGCCCACCAGUGGGAAACAGUUGCCGGCGCAAGACAUGAUGUCCCUCCCACCACUGCUCUACCACCUGAGGACAUGCUUACGAGUGAGCAAGCUACGGGAGCAUUGGGAAGAGACGGCCGGAGCGGUGACGUCUCGACGCAAUCAGCUGGAAGAAUUGCUGACGGAUUCGCACCAGUUUGAAAGGCGGAAACAGGACGUGGACCAAUGGCUCGGUCGGAUGGAGAACCGCCUUUCGAAAUUGGCGCCAGUCGCCGGCACUGCCGAUUUGAUCGACACUCAACACCGCGAGCAAAAGGUCCUUCACAACGAGAUCCAGCAAUACAAGAGUCAAGUAGAGCAAUUGACUCAAUUGUCAGAGAAGCUGGUAGCGAACUACCCGCACGACGACACGAGCCGGACUGUCCGCACCAAUGAAAACCUCACUCAGCGCUAUUCAGUUCUUCAUACGGGCGUGAAUGCAAGAGGACGGGCUCUGAAUGCAGCCAUGAGCUCACUGCACAGUUUCGACCGAUCCUUGGACAAGUUCAUGGCUUGGCUAUCCGAUACGGAAUCAGCACUGGAGUCGCUCGAGCUCGAGCUAGACAGCUACGGCCCUGGCGUCAAAACAUCCCGAGAACGCGUCCUGAUUCAGCUCAAGGAAUUGUCUGUGGAACUGGACGGACGGCGUGACGAACAAGCCGGACUGGCCGGAGCCGGUCAACGAUUGAUCAACACGCUGAGCGAUGACGAUUACCGCAACAACGGACAGAGGCCGCAGCAACAACAACAACAACAACAACAACAACAACAGGCCAAUAACGACGAUGCGCUCAUGCUGAGGCAACGAUUGGACGAUAUGAACCGUAGGUGGCACGGACUAAGAGCCAAAACAGUGGCCAUCAGGAAUCGUUUGGAGAACAAUACGGAACACUGGAACGCGUUGCUGCUGUCUCUCCGGGAACUCAUCGAGUGGGUCAUCCGCAAAGACACGGAAUUGACGGGAUUGGGGCCGAUUCGCGGAGAUCUGUCGACACUGGUCAAGCAACAAGAUGAUUUCAGAGCGUUCCGCCGACAGCUGGAUGAUAAACGACCGUUGAUCGAGCAGAGCAUCUUAACCGGGCGACAGCUUGUGGCCAAUGAAGCGCCGCUCUCCGACGCCAGUGAUUCGGAAGCCGCCAACCGGGACCUGCUGCCGGGUGAUUCGCGGGGUUACCGCAGCGCGGAAGAGGCCGCACGCGAACUGACGCAAGGCAUCCGCCGCGAAGGGACCAAGUUGGCCGAACGAUGGGCUGCCCUGCGUGAGCGCACCGAACGAUGGAACGUCGACUUGGACACCACCACCAACCGAGUGCAGCAAUUGCAAGGCAGCAUGGACGACGCCUCUAACCGCCUGGUCCCAGCCGAAGCGGCCCGCUCCAAGUGGAUCAAUCCGACCGAACUGAAUCCACAGCAGGUCCAGCAACACUUGGAUCAAUUGAAGGAACUGAGCGAUAAAAUUGCCCCAGUCCAGCUGACGAUCGAGGAAGUCAACGACCAAGCUGCACGUUUGGCCGAUUCCGGCGUCCCGUUAUCACACGCCAAUCUUUCCCGACUGGACGAUCUCAAUUCACGGUGGAAAGUGUUACAGGCCUCGAUGGACGAUCGAUACCAGCAAUUGUGCGGCGUUACCCGAGACGGAGCGCUCAGUGGACCGCUGCUGCACAGCUUCUUGGCCUCGGCGGUUGACCGGCCCUGGGAGAGAUCCGUCACGGAAGCCGACGUUCCUUAUUACGUCAAUCACCAGACGGAGACGACUCAAUGGGACCAUCCUCAGCUGGAAGAACUGAUGAAUUCAUUGUCCGAGUUCAAUGACGUCCGCUUCUCGGCUUACCGGAUGGCCCUCAAGUUGCGGCGCGUCCAAAAGUUCCUAUGCUUGGAUAAGCUCGAGCUGAGCACGGCCAUUGACACUUUUGACGCACACGGUCUCCGAGCGCAGAACGACAAGGUGAUCGACAUCCCCGAUAUGGUCACUGUCCUUCGUUCUCUCUACGAUGUCGUCGUCGCAGCCUAUCCGGGCGAGAUCCGCCUGCCCCUCAUCAUUGACUUGUGUCUCAACUGGAUCCUCAAUGUCUACGAUAGUCAAAGGUCUGGCGAAGUUCGAGUGCUCUCAUUCAAAGUUGUCAUCACUCUGAUGUGUCGCGGCCAUUUGGAGGACAAGUACAGAUAUUUGUUCCGACUAAUUGCCGAUCCCAAUCGAUUAGUUGAUGCACCAAAGCUGGGCGUCCUUCUACACGAUUGCGUUCAGAUGCCACGCGAACUGGGCGAAGUGGCCGCAUUCGGCGGAUCAAACAUUGAACCUUCGGUCAAGAGUUGUUUUGAAAAAGCCGGUAAACAACGACAGUCGAUUGAGGCCGUCCACUUCUUAGCUUGGAUGAAGCGAGAACCGCAGAGCGUCGUCUGGCUCCCGGUGCUUCAUCGCUUGGCUGCAUCGGAAUCGGCGCGUCACCAAUCAAAGUGCAACGUUUGCAAGGCGACCCCGAUUGUUGGCUUGAGGUACCGUUGCCUCAAGUGUUUAAGUUUCGACAUGUGCCAGACCUGUUUUUUCACGGGAAGAGUGUCGAAACAUCACAAACUGACUCACCCGAUGCAGGAAUAUUGCACGACGACAACAUCGGGAGAAGAUCUGAAAGAUUUCACUCGCACAUUGCGCAACAAAUUCAAAUCCAAGCGAUACUUCAAGAAACAUCCUCGUUUGGGUUACUUGCCGGUACAAACGGCUCUGGAAGGGACAGCAACGCCAUCCGAUGCCCAGUCGGAAAUUUCUUCCGCGAUGCCAUCCAGCGUGGUACAAGACGUUCUUGUCCAUUCAGCAGCCAACUCUGUCAUGGAUGGCAUUCACAAAGAUUUCACCCCAGAAUCGGAAGAUGAACAUCAGCUAAUAGCUCAGUACUGUAGAUCUCUGAACGGAGAUGCGCUCGGCAUGUCAAUGGGGGUAGUUCCGAGGAGCCCGGUGCAAUUAUUAGCCGCUCUAGAUUCGAAUCACAAAGAAGAAAUCGAAACGAUGAUUCGUGAACUGGAAGAGGAAAAUGCCACUCUUCAAGCUGAGUACGAACGACUGCGUUCGCAACAGUCACCUUCAAUGUCUUUCUCGUUCUCUUCCUCGCCGGACGAUGCAACGCCUAUUCCACAUCAGGCUGGAGCCUCGUCGUCUGGUAAUCACACUUCAGAGGUUGAGAGAGACAUGCUGGCCGAAGCCCGCUUAUUGAGGCAGCACAAAACUCGACUGGAGGCCCGAAUGAAAAUACUAGAAGAGCACAAUCGCCAACUUGAAACCCAACUAAGCCGGUUGCGGCAAUUACUAGAUGAACCUGGAGGAAAUGGCAGGGACAACUCGUCACCUGCCAAAACAGGGACGUUGCAAACGCGGGCGGUAACAGCUGCACACCUCGCAACGGAUACGCACGUACGGACCAAUGGUCAUGACAAAAGUCAUUCGUGGGCCGAACACGGCGUGAUGGAUCGAUUAGAAACUAGGCCUCCUCCUCCGCCUCACGGCGCUACCACUAGUUCAAACACGUACAAUGCGCAUAACGUAGGCAACCUUCUUUUCAUGGCGGGUGACUUGGGAAAAGCUGUUGGCUCACUGGUGAACGUAAUGACGGACGAUCAGUCUCCAGGAUUGACGGACGAAGAGGAUUGAAACCACAAUAGGAAUGGUUACCGUGUUGGAAUGUCAUGUAGAAAGUUAUUGUUGCUGUUCAUGAAUUAACACAGAAAAGAAGGAAAAAGAAAGGAAAUUGGAAACACGCUGCUUGUGUAAGAAGCUGUUCUUCCAUUAUGUUUUAUAUCAUGUUAUUGGUUUUAAGACCUCCUGCCCUAUUCGCGUCAUUCAUACGUUGAAUGAUCUAACGUCAAUUCUUUCUCUUUUGUCAAAUUUUUGUUUUCUUCACUUUGCCAAUGAUUUUGGGAGUAGGAGUAUGACAGCCAGCCCAAAACUGUUUCAUGUAGAUUUACUAGUUAACAUCCAGUUUAACAUAUCAUGUAGUUUUCGUACAACCACAACAAUUCUUGGGAGUAUCUAUUCCUCUAUGGCACACACUGAAUAAAACCAACAGUUCCCUGUUUUACACGGAA